Molecule: messenger RNA, 1707 nt
Organism: Castor canadensis (American beaver)
Lineage: Eukaryota; Metazoa; Chordata; Mammalia; Rodentia; Castoridae
Gene: Ggt1
Product: gamma-glutamyltransferase 1
Biological process (GO): peptide modification; glutathione catabolic process; regulation of inflammatory response
Cellular component (GO): plasma membrane
Molecular function (GO): glutathione gamma-glutamate hydrolase
Source: RefSeq, a predicted model, not a curated record
AUGAAGAAUCGGUUUGUGGUGCUGGGCCUGCUGACCGUGGUUCUGGUGGUGGUCAUCAUCGUCCUUUGCCUCUGGCUGCCCUCUACCUCCAGGAAGCCUGACCAUGUAUACCCCAGGGCAGCCGUGGCUGCAGAUGCCAAACACUGCUCAGAGAUUGGGAGGGAUAUGCUGCUGGAGGGUGGCUCAGCGGUGGAUGCAGCUAUUGCUGGCUUGCUGUGCAUGGGGCUGAUGAACGCACACAGCAUGGGCAUCGGGGGCGGCCUGUUUCUUACCAUCUACAACAGCACCACGCGAAAAGCUGAGAUCAUCAAUGCCCGAGAGGUGGCUCCUAGGCUAGCUCAUGCCAGCAUGUUCAAUAAUUCUAAGCAGUCUGAGGAAGGUGGACUAUCGGUGGCAGUUCCUGGGGAGAUCAGUGGCUAUGAGCUGGCACACCAGCGGCAUGGGCGUCUGCCCUGGCAUCGCCUCUUCGAGCCCAGCAUCCAGCUGGCCCGCCAAGGCUUCCCUGUGGGCAAGGGGUUGGCAGGGGCCCUGGAAAGAAAACGGGAGGUCAUUGAGCAGACGCCCACCCUGUGCGAGGUUUUCUGCCGGGACGGGAAGGUGCUCCAGGAGGGAGAGACAUUGACCAUGCCCCGGCUGGCUGACACCCUCCAGACACUGGCCCGAGAGGGUGCUCAGGCCUUCUACAAUGGGAGCCUCACAGCCCAGAUUGUGAAGGACAUUCAGGCAGCUGGGGGCAUUAUGACUGUUGAGGACCUGAAUGACUACCGCGCUGAGCUGAUCGAGCACCCCCUGAAUAUCAGCCUUGGGGACUUGGUGCUAUAUGUGCCCAAUGCCCCGCUCAGUGGACCUGUUUUGGUUCUCAUUCUGAACAUCCUCAAAGGGUACAACUUUUCACCGGCAAGUGUGGAAACACCUGAGCAGAAAGGCCUGACAUACCACCGCAUUGUGGAGGCUUUUCGGUUUGCCUAUGCCAAAAGGACCUUGCUGGGUGACCCCAAGUUUGUUGAUGUGUCUCAGGUGAUCUACAACAUGAGCUCUGAGUUCUUCGCUGCCCAGCUCCAAGCCCGGAUCUCCGACGACACCACGCACAUGGCCUCCUACUAUGAGCCUGAAUUCUACACUCCCGAUGAUGGGGGCACCGGUCACUUGUCAGUGGUUGCGGAGGAUGGCAGCGCUGUGUCAGCCACCAGCACCAUCAACCUCUACUUUGGCUCCAAGGUCCUUUCCCAGGUCAGUGGCAUCCUGUUUAAUGAUGAGAUGGAUGACUUCAGCUCUCCCAACUUCAUCAAUCAGUUCGGAGUGCUCCCCUCACCAGCCAAUUUCAUCAAGCCAGGGAAGCAGCCACUCUCGUCCAUGUGUCCAUCCAUCGUUGUGGAUCAGGAUGGCAAAGUCCGGAUGGUGGUGGGAGCCUCUGGGGGCACACAGAUCACCACGGCCACUGCACUGGCCAUCAUCCACAACCUGUGGUUUGGCUAUGAUGUGAAGCGGACGGUGGAGGAACCCCGGCUGCACAACCAGCUUCUGCCCAACACCACAACAGUGGAGAAACAUAUUGAUCAGGCAGUGGCUGCAGCUUUGAAGAAUCGGCACCACUAUACUGAAGUGACUUCUACCUUCAUUGCUGUGGUGCAGGCCAUUGUCCGAACGGCCAGUGGCUGGGCAGCUGCCUCAGAUUCCAGGAAAGGCGGGGAGCCUGCCGGCUACUGA